Plasmodium fragile is the source of this 321-nucleotide messenger RNA. RefSeq lists its product as uncharacterized. The coding region runs from base 1 to 321 and encodes 106 amino acids. NCBI's taxonomy places the organism in Eukaryota, Apicomplexa, Aconoidasida, Haemosporida, Plasmodiidae. The record is from RefSeq and is a predicted model, not a curated record. The transcript has a single exon.
AUGGAAAAUUCGCAAGAUGCAGAUUUUGUUACAUUCAUGCAGGGACUAGAAGACGAGUGGGCAAAACUAGAAAUGAACUUAAAUAAAGCAAGAGAAAGAUGGAUACAAGAAGUUAAUAAAGAAUGGUCCAACUGGAUCCGCUCAGUAGAAAAUAAAUGGUCACAGUAUAGUAAAGUUCCAAAAAAGACAGAAAACCCUACAACCUUCAGAAAACAAGAUGCCGGCAACAAUAAAUGGAAAAAGUGGUUUAAAAUGGAAGCAAAAUCUAAAAAUGAUGCACAAUUGAAAAAAGGUCCGGAAGAUGCUACUCCUCCCGAGUAA